AUGCUUUGGGUAAUCGGCUGUCAGGCCACGAAUCUGAGUGCUUUAGAUGCGCUUUCGACGAACUGUGAAUUGCCGGAAUAUCUGACUGGGGUUGAGCAUACUGGAAAUAAGUGGGGCUAUUGCAUUUUGCCCGGGGCUAGUUCUUGGCUAAAUCCAGUUGUGCGCGCUCGCCUGCGAGUAAAUUUCGUCUUCACUUUGGCACACCGAACUGAGAGAAUUUACCAUCUACCUUCAUCGGUUGGUCUGGAAAUCGUGUGGAAUGCUCCAUUUACUCCUUCAUUCAGGAGAUCAGGCGUCCAGACUUCCUUUCAAAGGUGUCUUCAACGGACGACAACGGGAAUCAGCCGUCGUCUUCUGGUGAGAUCAACCAACAAAACUCUUCAUCAUGCGCUUUCAUACGAAAUCACAGUCUCUUCAACAAUGUUAUCUCUGAAAAUGCCUUGA
This is a messenger RNA of Protopolystoma xenopodis, 444 nucleotides long. NCBI's taxonomy places the organism in Eukaryota, Metazoa, Platyhelminthes, Monogenea, Polystomatidea, Polystomatidae. The record is from the annotation of a GenBank genome assembly.